AUGGCAGUCGACGAGAAACAAGAAGUUGACCAACAUUCCUUUGAGGGUGAUCCUGUGAAGAACUCGGGCAGCUUGAAAGAAAAAGAUGAAGAACAUAAUGCUCAAUCAUACAUUCCACAGAGCGAUGAGGAAUAUAAUGUCACAGUCAAGACAUGGUGUGUAGUUUUGAUUCUCGCUAUGUCAUAUGGUAUCUCUUUCUGGAUUGUACCGGCAAUCAGCGCCUGCCAGGCUGUUACCGCCACUCAGCUCGGUGAUCCGAGUGCUGCUGCUUUCUAUGUUUCACUAUACACGGUGACCGUCACCAUUGCGUUCAUGGUUUGCGGAGCCAAUAGCGAUUUAUUUGGACGCCGGUGGUUCAUCGUGGGAGGGAAUGUCAUCCUCUUUAUCGGAUUUAUCCUGGGCGGUACAGCGAAGAAUAACACACAAAUGCUGGCUGCGAUGUCUCUCAUUGGAUUUGGAGCUGGUAACGCUCAACUUGCGGCCUUCGCACUUCCAGAACUCCUACCCAAUAAAUGGCGUGCAGCUGCAAUCGUGCUUGCUGAUAUUGGAGUCUAUUUCGCCGUAGUCGUAGGUCCCGUGGCUGGACGCUUUGCCGCCCAGAAUGGUGACUCAUGGAGGUGGCUAUUCUAUGGACCUGCAAUCGCCGUCUUCUUUAGCUUUCUGGGAUUGUACUUCUACUACUUCCCUCCAAAGCACCCUCGAGGUCUUCCAAUGAAACAAGCCCUUCGAGAACUCGACUAUAUCGGUGCCUUGCUCUUCACUGUCUCCGCUACUCUCAUCCUUGUCGGCAUCGUCUAUACCACAACCACACCUUCCAGUGAUCCAAAGGUCAUCGGCACUCUUGCCAGUGGCUUCGUAACGCUCGUAGCCUUCGCUCUAUGGGAGACUUUUGCACCACUGAAGCAGCCACUCACACCGACACACGUCUUCACCCGCGGCAAGGGUCGUGAGCUCACUGCCCCCUUUUGCGCGGGCUUCGUCGUGACAAUGUUUUACUACGCCGUAAACGUAAUCUACCCAACCAUGAUUGCAGUUUUCUUCACAAACGAGACGACGGACUACAGAUAUGGGAUAGUGCUGACAUUGCCAGGCAAUCUGGGAUUGUGUUUCGGCGCAGCACUGCUCACCGUAUUCGGCAGCAAGAUCGGUCAUUGGAAGUGGACGCUGACGGCCUCGGUCACUGUCAUGGUAGUGUUCGGUGCGCUGCUCGGGCUCGGAAAUCCAGAGCGGAAGGGCAUGAUGAUUGCCUUUGUCUUCCUUUGCCAGGUAGGCUUCGGUUGGGCGCAGUAUCUUUCCAUCGCCUUUAUCCAGUUCGGUGUUCCACAGGUCGAACUUGGUAUCUCCGGUGGUCUCGCUGGUGUGGCACGAUUUGCUGGCGGCGCUGUCGCUAUCUCUGUGUACACGUCAAUCUUGACAAACGUACAAUCCACAAACGCUGCAAGACUCGUUCCGGCUGCCGCCAUCGCCGCAGGUCUUCCCGCCGAUUCUGCUGCCGCACUCCUUGCCGCGAUUCCCCUCGGCUCAGCAGCUAUCGCCAAAGUGCCCGGCAUCACGAACGAAAUCGCAGCCGCGGCGGGUGCAGCCUUUCAGCAAUCAUACGUGGUUGGUCUCCGCACAACUGCACUGUCUAGUCUGAGUUUCGGUGUGAUUGCAAUCAUUGCAUGCCUCUUUUGCAACGAGAUCGAGCACAAGAUGAAUGAUAAGAUAGAAGUAUUCUUGGAGAAUGACGAGAACGCGGACAAGAACAAGUUCCAUUAG
Aaosphaeria arxii CBS 175.79 is the source of this 1758-nucleotide messenger RNA. Its product is annotated as MFS general substrate transporter. Gene Ontology annotation, molecular function: transmembrane transporter activity. The transcript is spliced from 11 exons. Gene Ontology annotation, biological process: transmembrane transport. Lineage: Eukaryota; Fungi; Ascomycota; Dothideomycetes; Pleosporales. The record is from RefSeq and is a predicted model, not a curated record. Bases 1 to 1758 code for a protein of 585 amino acids.